Molecule: messenger RNA, 993 nt
Organism: Morus notabilis
Lineage: Eukaryota; Viridiplantae; Streptophyta; Magnoliopsida; Rosales; Moraceae
Product: mitogen-activated protein kinase kinase kinase 17
Exons: 1
Coding region: 1-993 (330 amino acids)
Biological process (GO): protein phosphorylation
Molecular function (GO): ATP binding; protein kinase activity
Source: RefSeq, a predicted model, not a curated record
AUGUUUACAGACGACGUACUUUGUUGUCCUUGGUCUCGGCGUUUAACAUGGCAUCGAGUGAAAAUACUAGGCCAUGGUUGCUAUGCUAAAGUUUAUUUAGCUCUUUACACAGAUCAUGACGAGUUUUACGAAGAAAUUGCAGUGAAAACAGCAAAACUAGAAUGCGCAUUUACUCUCCAGAAAGAGACCAGAAUCCUUGAAGAUUUCUACAACUGCCCAGAAAUUGUUCGCUGCUUGGGUCACGAGGUAACAGUCGAAGGCGGUGUCCAAUUCCACAAUCUGCUUCUAGAAUAUGCGCCUUUGGGCACGCUAUUCGACUUGAUUCAAAGAUCCGGCGAUUUUAUAUUACCGCGAGAUAUUCGAAUAUACACGUGGGUGAUAUUGAAAGGUCUUUGUUGCAUGCAUGCAAAAGGCUACGUCCAUUGUGACCUAAAGCCCGAAAACAUUCUUGUCUUUCGUUCUCAAGAUCAUGGUUAUCAACUUAAGAUCGCGGAUUUUGGAUUGUCCAAAGAGCCUAGGGAUACACUUUCGAAAAGGCUGCUCAAGUACAGAUUCCGAGGAACUCCACUUUACAUGUCGCCGGAAUCUGUGGCGCUUGGUGAAAUCAAGCCUGCAUUGGACAUAUGGUCUCUUGGUUGCGUUGUGUUGCAAAUGAUAACAGGGAAACCGGCAUGGCAAUAUGGCGCGGAGUAUUCAAACCCUAAGGACAUUGUUUAUCUCCUGGCUUUUACGAAGAAGACCCCUCGGAUCCCGGAUUACCUGGCAGAAAUCGGGAAAGAUUUCUUGCGGAAGUGUUUCGAGAGAGACCAUCACAAACGGUGGUCGGCUCAGAUGCUUUUGGAUCACCCCUAUGUCAGUGAAGCAUCAGGGCUGCCUGUAACUCAGCCAGUACGGCCUAUGCAAUUUAGUGAGGAUCAGGAUGGAAGUGUGGGACGCAAUUUGAGAAAAGAUGUCUCACAACCACCAACUUCGCGCAACCUUUCAAACGGAUAA